Daphnia carinata is the source of this 1284-nucleotide messenger RNA. Its product is annotated as GDP-fucose protein O-fucosyltransferase 2-like. Gene Ontology annotation, biological process: protein O-linked glycosylation via fucose. The transcript has 7 exons. The coding region runs from base 1 to 1284 and encodes 427 amino acids. Lineage: Eukaryota; Metazoa; Arthropoda; Branchiopoda; Diplostraca; Daphniidae. The record is from RefSeq and is a predicted model, not a curated record. Gene Ontology annotation, molecular function: peptide-O-fucosyltransferase activity.
AUGAUAAUACCAGUGCGUUUGCACAUUAGUUUUGUUGCGCUGGUUGUAUUUAAUGUCGUAAAAUUACAGGCUUCGCAAGUAUGCGAUCGUGGAGUAGUCCCUGGCCGGAAUUACUUGAUGUACGAUUUGAAUCCUGCCGAAGGAUUUAAUUUACGUCGUGAUGUUUACAUACGGAUAGCAGUAUUCGUAAAAAAGCUCCAGCAGCAUGGGGACUGGGUUUUGGUGUUACCACCGUGGGGUCCACUCCCUCAUUGGAAAUCUAAAGACAUUGGAGAACAGCUCAAACUUCCAUGGAAAAAGUUCUUUAAUGUGGAGAGCCUUGUCAAGUAUGUAACUGUUAAGGAGCUUUCCGAUCUAUUAUCUGAAAAAAAGACAUUGCAGAUCAACAAGCUCAUCUAUUUGCAACAUUUUCAGGAUGGCUGGAAUGAUGGGAAAUGGGAAGAAAAAUACAAGUUCGAAAAAUGCAUACAAAAACCACCCUACUGGGAGACAAAGAGUGGGGUGAUAAAGGGCUGGUUCUGGGGGCAUGAAAAUAUUGAGGCCCAAAAUGUCAGCUGCCUUUCGUUCCAAGGCCACUAUGAGAAACUUUUGCCAAUACUCUCAAAGGAUUCCAAAUCAGCUGGAAAAAUGGUUAUGAUUGACAGAGGGGAGAUUCCUCUACAUGAUGACUAUGGAGGCGUCGAUUAUUGGAAGGCUCGAAGGAGUAUGCGAUAUUCAGAUCAUCUUUAUUCCUUGGCCAAUCAAUUCCGACGUGAAUUCCUUCAAUCCGAUGAUGAAAGUGACGCUACGUUGCUUCCGAGUGAUUGGAGAGAUGAAAGUGUCGACCUUAAAGCGAAAGGUGGAAACUACGUGUGUGGGCAUUUGAGGAGACAAGAUUUUCUUUACGGGAGAGCCAACGAUGUUCCCUCAUUAGAAUUCGCCGCAAAGCAGCUAGAAAAAAUUGCCCUACUUCUAGAUCUUCAAACUAUAUUCGUCGCCAGUGAUGGAACUAAUCAAGAAAUGGAAAAAUUGCGAAGCUACUUGUCUCCCAAGUUUCGAUUGGUUCUUUAUUUGCCCAGUUUUGAAACCCGCAAGGAGAUCCUUGACGGAGGAGUAGCCAUCGUUGAACAAAUCAUUUGCUCCAGAGCGAGGCAUUUUAUUGGGUCGUUUGAAUCGACGUUUUCGUUCCGCAUACAAGAGGAGCGAGAAAUAUUGGGUUUCCCAUCCAAUUCGACAUUCAACCGCUUUUGUGCUGAUGGCAGUAAUUCUUGUGAACAGCCAGCCAAGUGGAAAAAAGUUAUGUGA